Bursaphelenchus okinawaensis is the source of this 1943-nucleotide messenger RNA. Lineage: Eukaryota; Metazoa; Nematoda; Chromadorea; Rhabditida; Aphelenchoididae. The record is from the annotation of a GenBank genome assembly.
AUGUCGGAAACGUACGCUUCUGAAACGGAAAAAACCGUUACUAUGACAGGUUACGAGACGACUACAGCAAAUGAUAGCGAUGAGUUGAGUAAGUUUUGUUAUAUUUUGUUUUUUAAAGAAAGUUCUCGCCAUUUUUUGUUUCGUAAAGAAAUUUUGUCAUUUUUUGUUGUGUAAAGAAAGUUCUUGCCAUUGCUCUGUUUCAGCGAUCACAAUCUCCUUGGGCGGCGUAUGUGUAAUCCUACUAUUGGCCUUUCUAAUCCAACUGAUCGUCUACAUUUCUUGUGUCAAAAACCUGAGUAACGAAAUGAAAAAGGCCAAAUCAGCGAUUUUAUCAAAUGCCUUAACUCCAAACAUUCAUCCGAUGGCACCGAACCAACCCAAACCAGUCCAGAAGCCAUACGCUAGACCGGUCUUGAAGCCAGAACUCCCCAAGUUCAUGACGGCCGAAGAAACUCGAGAUCCAUUGGCUGACAUGAGCGUCAAGUUGACUAAGAGUAUCGAAAACAAUGUGAGCAGUAGCGUGAGUUUAGUUUUGGCAGUAAUGUAGGUCGAUAUAGAGGAGGAUAAGCUACUACGACAAAAAUUAAAAUUUUUGGUUUUGAAAAUUCAAAAAUUAUUUUAGUUCAAAAAAUAAUACGUAAACAUAUCGUAUUUUACCACAUUCUAUACAUAAAAAUCAUAUUUGCAUCAGUUGGUCCUCGCAAGUCCGGGCGCAACAAUACUUGAUCUCUUUUUUCGAGAAAUACACGGCCAGGCACUGAUGGGAGAGAACUUGUUGCUUUGUGGUUUUACUGCUUAAAGCUACUAAAAUUAGGUUGAUUUUGAUUGAAAUAUAUUUAAAACUGUCUCUCAUUUAUUUUUAAGUAACAAUUUAGCUAUGUAUCCCACUUUUUCAUUCAUUUUUUGAAGGAAAAAGGAUUUCAGACCAGAUUAAUCUAGUGUAAUAUAAAUUUUGAUGUUUUACUAAUUAAAACUAUUCAAAUUUGGCUGGUUUUGGUUGAAAUUGGUUGAAAUUGUUUUUGUGUUUAUUUUUAAUAUAGAUUUUGGUAUUUAACCCAAUUCUCUGUCAUUUGUUGAAGGGUAGACCAAAUUUGUCUAGUGUAAUAUAAAUUUUGACCCUUGUUUGCUCUAUUUUUAGGUUUUUUUGGACAACUUUUUGACUGUUUAGAUUCAUAUUGUUAUUUUAAAAUUUUUUUGUUCAUAAAAGAAAGUUUUCCAUAGUAAAUCAUAUUGUUUUAGCGCCAGAAACUCCAACGAGGUCUACCGAGCAAGUCCGCCGAAACCUUUGCGAGAAAGCACGACAGUGACAAUUUCCUCAACGUGGAGAAUAAGGAUUACAAAGAUGAGAGUGGACCAAUAAGACCGAAGCCAAAGUCGAGAGGAAGUGGCGAGAAAGCGCGAUCGGAAGAUGAUCAACAAAAGAAUAAGGAUGGAAGCAGGAAGAAGGUGUCGGACGACGUGGACGUGGAAUUGGACGAAGAAACUGAAAAAGGUGUGAAGAACAAGAAGAAUGGUGAGUUUUUGAUUUUUUUAUUAUUGUUUGAUGUUUAGGUAACAAAAAGAAGUCGGAAAGACAGCCCAAAUCCUCAUUGAAUGACGCCUCUUCGAAUGCCUCAACCGCCAAGAACUCCAACUUUGAAAAGAAGAUGAAGUACAGCGCGAAACAAAGCCCGAUGCAGAAUGCGAUCAAGGAGAAGAAGAAGUACUUUAAUGGAGAAGAUGACGAUUCCACGUUCGAAGAGCAACGUCGAGCUCCAGAGCUGCCACAACUUUCCGAUGUGGAUACUCGUGAAGAGGAGAAGAAGUCAAAGAAGGGCAAGAAGCUGCCGAAAGAGGUAAUAAUGGCUAGAUAUGGAGAUUCGCGCUGGAGGCAGGUCAGCAGCCAAUGUGAAGACUUUUCGUUUUAUCUGCAGUCAGAGGACAUGGAGUAUGAUUCGUCUUGA